Molecule: messenger RNA, 561 nt
Organism: Brugia pahangi
Lineage: Eukaryota; Metazoa; Nematoda; Chromadorea; Rhabditida; Onchocercidae
Source: the annotation of a GenBank genome assembly
AUGAGUUUACAAGCGUCACCAACAGUGCGCGGUGGUGGUGGAGGUAGUAAAGGUGGCAAAUUAAAAGGUACUGAAAAAGCUACCGUACAUUCCUUCAAUGAUUUGGUACCAGCACUUAAAAGUAUCCUAUAUGAUAAAAGUAAUGUACAAUUGGAUAAAAUAUUGUCCGCACUGGAAGCAAAAACUCAAUUACCACGUGAACAACUAACAUAUGGUAUGAUGGGCCUUAUUGCUAUCUAUCUGGCUGUUGGUUCACUGGCACAGCUUGUUUGCAAUUUAAUCGGUUUCGGUUAUCCGGCAUAUGCUUCAGUUAAGGCAAUUCGAACUGAGCAAAAGGACGAUGAUACACAAUGGUUAAUUUAUUGGACGGUAUUUGCAUUUUAUUCACUGAUUGAUUUCUUUGCUGAAGCAAUUAUGCGUGUUGUACCAUUGUAUUGGAUAGUUAAAGUGAUAUUCCUAUUGUACCUAUCUCUACCACAAACUUAUGGCGCUCAAAUUAUCUACGAGAAAUAUCUCGACUCAUUGAUUGCGACGAUAGAAAAAUCUUUCAAAAAAAAAUGA